AUGUCAACUAGAACAGAAAGAGCUUGCAUGCUAUGUGGUAUAAUACAACCCGUAAAGACUUUCAAACAAGACGGGUGUCCCAACUGUGAAGGGUUGUUGCAUUUUCAAAAUAAUGACCAAGAUUUCAAUCCAAUAACCGAUUGCACAUCGCCAUCAUUCGAAGGAUUGGUAGCCAUGGGAGAAGAUGACAAGGAAUCAUGGGUGGCGAGAUGGCUAAGAAUAGAUAGUUUUGUUCCAGGUCUAUAUGCUGUCAAAAUCAAUGGUAAGCUACCUCCCAUAGUGAUUGAACAUUUGGAAGCCCUGGAUGUCAUAUAUAGACCAAGAGAUGGAAGUGCAGAGGAUUGA
Messenger RNA from Lodderomyces parapsilosis, 345 nucleotides. Its product is annotated as transcription elongation factor. Bases 1 to 345 code for a protein of 114 amino acids. The transcript has a single exon. The record is from RefSeq and is a predicted model, not a curated record. Gene Ontology annotation, molecular function: zinc ion binding; RNA polymerase II complex binding. Gene Ontology annotation, cellular component: DSIF complex; nucleus. NCBI's taxonomy places the organism in Eukaryota, Fungi, Ascomycota, Pichiomycetes, Serinales, Debaryomycetaceae. Gene Ontology annotation, biological process: positive regulation of DNA-templated transcription, elongation; regulation of transcription elongation by RNA polymerase II; chromatin organization.